AUGUGGACUGCACGUACAGCCCUUCUGACGGGUCUUGUCAUCUCACUUCUUGGAGCCUUCUACGUCUAUCAGUCCCCUACGCCGCUCGAUUUUAGCAUGCCUCAUUCAAUGUCCAAUCGCACCAGCAUGCCCGAUUUAAAGCUCACAAUAAACCAAACCUCACGCUCCCCACCAGCCCUGCUCAUUACACUCAAAAAUAUGAGCCCAGAAGUCCCCUACACAAUCUUGAAAUGGAACACACCACUGGACUCUUCCGCACUCAACACUGGUAUUUUCACCGUCAUCGAUGCCGAUAGUGGAGAAGAGGUCAAUCAAACCGUCUUGCAAAUCAAUCGCAAAAUGCCUCCUCCGCAAGAGUCACUCGUCACGCUUGCACCAGGCACGGAAGAAGAGGUUGAGGUAGUCUUUGAUAAGCCGUGGAUGCCUAAGCGCAAGCCAGCCAAGUACAAGGUUCAGGCCAAGGGUGUGUGGAAUGGUGUUUGGGGAAAGUACGGAGAUGAAGUGACCAAGGAAGAUUUGUAUGCUUAUCUCGAGAGUCCUUUUAGUGGAUGGCGGUUUGCAACGAAUGAGGUUCUUAUGGAAUUGCAUUAA
Molecule: messenger RNA, 591 nt
Organism: Alternaria burnsii
Lineage: Eukaryota; Fungi; Ascomycota; Dothideomycetes; Pleosporales; Pleosporaceae
Exons: 1
Coding region: 1-591 (196 amino acids)
Source: RefSeq, a predicted model, not a curated record